Messenger RNA from Nycticebus coucang (slow loris), 3983 nucleotides. It is a transcript of the gene TMEM229B, whose product is annotated as transmembrane protein 229B. The transcript has 3 exons. The record is from RefSeq and is a predicted model, not a curated record. Lineage: Eukaryota; Metazoa; Chordata; Mammalia; Primates; Lorisidae. Bases 483 to 986 code for a protein of 167 amino acids.
GCUACGGCUGCAACCCCCCGGCCCCCGUGCCGCCGCGGCCACACAAUGCGGGACUAGGCGCGGCGCAGGAGGGCCGCGGCGUGGGGGAGGCACGGCCGGCAACUCGGCGCGGGGGAGCCCGAGCGCCAGGCGUGGGGGCGGGGAGCAGGCAGCGCAGAAGAGCGCCCCGAGUUUCUGUGCGGGAGGAGGAGCGGGAGCCAGCCUCGGAGACUGCCCUCCUGGCGGCACCUGCGCCCGGCAAGCGGCCGGCCCUGCUCUGCCCCUGCCCGCAGUCCCUGCCCGGCACGGGGACACAUGGAUGCUGUCAGCCCACCAGCCACGGAUCAGCUAAGCCCUGAGGCUGGUGCUUGGCUACAUUGCUGAGAAUGGCACGAAGGCCCAGCCAACAAAAGUGAACCCAGGACACUCCUGGACAGUGAUCCUGAUGUCUGUUCUGAGCCGAUCACUCAAGGGUGUGAUAACAGCCGGCCCCAGCCUGCACCAUGGCUUCUGCAGAACCUCUGACGGCGCUGUCCCGCUGGUACCUAUACGCCAUCCACGGCUACUUCUGCGAGGUGAUGUUCACAGCAGCCUGGGAGUUUGUGGUGAACUUGAACUGGAAGUUCCCGGGGGUCACGAGCGUGUGGGCCCUCUUCAUCUAUGGCACGUCCAUCCUCAUCGUGGAACGCAUGUACCUGCGCCUGCGUGGCCGCUGCCCGCUCCUGGUGCGCUGCCUCAUCUAUACACUCUGGACCUACCUGUGGGAGUUCACCACUGGCUUCAUCCUGCGCCAGUUCAACGCCUGCCCCUGGGACUACUCCCAGUUCGACUUUGACUUCAUGGGGCUCAUCACCCUGGAGUACGCCGUGCCCUGGUUCUGCGGGGCCCUCAUCAUGGAGCAGUUCAUCAUCCGCAACACCCUGCGUCUCCGCUUCGACAAGGACGCAGAGCCAGGGGAGCCCAGUGGCGCCCUUGCCCUGGCCAAUGGUCAUGUCAAGACCGACUGAGGAGGGGGCGGGGGAACCCAUGGACAAAGAGACCAAGCUGGUGGGGCUGCCCCUUCCACACAGCACAAGCCUGGCCUCAGCCCUGUGGGGCCCUGUUACUCACAGGCCUACUGCCCUCCAGGGUGGGCCGGUGUGUGGGGGUGUGUGACCAGGUGUUGGGGGAUGGGGGGUGUCAAGGCAGCAGAAGGACAUUGGGAAGGGUCCAUGGAUCUCAGUGCAACUUGGAGGCUGGUGGCAGGAGGUCUGUGGCUGACUGGACUACAUGGUUGACUUGGGAAGCAGCAGGUCCUGUCCUGGCUAACAGAUGUUGAGAACGGGUCCACAGGUGGGAGGCCAGGCCUGAGCUUACUCCCUCUUAUGGAGAUUCCGCUGGGCUUUGGCUGGUUCCAUUAGGCAAUAUUCAGGUGCUUGCUUGCAACCAAUACCUCCCUGGGGCCUGCUGAGCUGCUGGCCUGAGAGACGGGCAGCCUGGAGGCGGCUUAGUAGGUCUGCAAGGGCUGGGAGAUCUUCCCGUAGCUCCUCUCCAUGCUGCUCCCUUGGCCUUCUGGGGGCCCCCGUGGUGCUGGAUUCCCACCAACCUUGGGCUUUUGGAGGUUUCAAUCCCCGUGUGUUUGGUGGCGUUUCCCUUUUUCUCUUGUUUUCAAGGCCUUUACCACUAGCGGCCCUUUUGUUCAUGGUGGCCACCACACCCACCCAUCCCUGACUCUACACACAGCAGCAGCCAGCAGGCCCCCGGCUGUCCUGCAGCCUUUCCUCUGCUACCCCAGCCACCCACCGCCAGGGGCGUUCCUGGUUAGCCUCCCCACUGCCUCAGGUCUGGAGGGCUGUGGCAGUGCUCCUCCCCACAGUGGCCCUGAUGAAAAGGAAUGACACCUCAGUCAAGCUGAGAGGGGCCCUGUGGAUCCACAGCUGGGCCUAGAGGCAAGUCAACUAAGUGGAGGAGGGCAGAGUUCUAGGUCAUCUGUGCCCUGACUGGUUUCUUUUCAAGCUAGUUGAGCAGUCUAGUUUCUGGGGAAAUGGAGGAGCAGAGCAGGUGUCUGUUGUUGAGACCCAUGAAGAGUGAGCAAGGAAGAAAAAGAGGUCAGUUGGAAGGUCCUUUGAGCACCCUUUCUGGGAAGGGGUCAGUUCUGGUUCUGCCCCAGCCCUGUAGCAGAACCUCCUCAGUGCCGCCCACUGCCCCACUCUCCCCGCAAAGCUGGCUCAUUGAGCUUGCUCCUUAAACAGUGUUCACCUGCCACAUUCGUGGGCUUUGUCAUCUCGUUUGCCCCUCUUCCCCCAUGGCAGGUCCAUUGCUGGCAGUGGAAGGGUGAAUCCUCACUCCAGCCUACUUCUGGCUCUGCCCCCAACUCUGAGGGGAGGGGGUCCAUCAUAAAGUGCACCAUCCUAUGGUACUUAGUCUCUUCUUGAACACACUAGGAUUCUUAGUAAGAAAUUAGCCUUUCCCUUUUUAUAGGUCAUUAAAAUGUGACAAACCUGUGGAGAGAAUCUCCUUUUCCUUGCUGGUUGUUCCACCAGGACCAUGCAGACAGCACCACCCAGGGUACAGGACUGGGGGUUGUCCUGGGUUAGGACUGAGGCUUGGUGACUGCCUUUGGCAGGAUUUUUCUGCAGUUGGUCUUGUCCUGAGCAUAAUGGAGGGCGUUUCCCUGCCUUUUACCUGGGCAGGCUCCUCAAAUCCAGGGAUGAACUAACUACAUUCUGCGGUCUUUCCUUUGAUUUUAUUAUGGCCCCAGUUCCUGGGCUUUGGGGACCACAGAGAAUCAGGAUUCCAGUGGGGACAGAUUGUUUUCCCCACGUGGGGAGAGGAUUGCAGAGGGAGAAUAUUUUCUGGCUUCUCUGUUUCCUCUGGGCCGUUGUUUCCUUGGUCCUCUCUCCCAAUUUCAUAUUAUCUAGGUCUCUUGGGACCCAAGACCACACAGGCCACCUUCACACACCCCUUCCACAACUGAAUCCAGUGACAAGCUUGCUGAUGUCUCCCAGAGUAAGGCCUCCAUAAUCCUCGCCCAGAGUGACCCCUCGAGGCCCCCUGGAUCUGCCGCUCCAGAUGCUGCCUGGGGGCAUUCCCUGGUACCACUUUCUCUCUGGGCCCUCUGAGCUCCCAAGUGUAGGAGGUCCUGAGGUGAGCCUGUGUGCCUGGCCAACAUGCAGCAUUGCUUCUGCCACAGCUAGGUGCCCCUCUGCUCCUGUUGGCCUUUGAGGGGCACUGAGCCCCCAAAAGGAGGUGGCAAAAACCUGUGGCCUGACCAUGGUAUCUCAGGUUCACGUCUCCCCAGGGGUAUCCCAGACCGACUUCAACUUUUGCUUUUGUGGGGCUCUUCCGGGCCCCAAUUCCUUAGUGCCCAGGAACUCAAAGUUUGAAGUAAUCCCAGCCUUGCCAAGCAGUAUGGGUGCUGGUGGGGAGAGUCUGCUGGCUAUGAACCUGAUGUCCUGGGCCACUCUCCACUGGACCUGAAAGCAACUCUGAGUUACAGGUUGCAAUGUGCUGCUCUGCAUGGUUAAAUCGCUUCUGAUGUCUGCUAGGCAUCCUGUCCCCGUGCCCUGUCCCCUCUUCGAUGCCAGUGAGUCACAAUGGCCUAUGCUUAUUCACAGCAAUAAUACGUAGGGUGUGCCCAUGAAGCCCUUUUGUCCUAGUCCCUCAUUCUGAAUGGGUCUCCUAGGGGAGGGGCAGCUGCUGAGUGGGUCAGUUCAUGAGAACCUGCGUUUAUGCAGACAUCACCAGGGGGUGAAGAGGAGCUAUGGCAGCAAGAGUGCCUUCUACCCUGAGGCCACCCCAGGCCUGGUGGAGCUGUAGGCCCUGACUCUGCAAAAGGACCUUUGAUGUAAAUGGGACUGUCUCCUAACCGGGCACCUCUCGAGAAGGACAUGUGAUCAGUCUGUGAGCCCACUGCCUGCUCUGUGUCUCCAUUGGUCUCUCUGUCUCUUCCUUUUCACAUUCGUGCACAUAAAAUAUACUGAUGUCUGUGUUCCAGGAUUGGCUCUCUUUCUUCUAUUGUGUGU